This is a messenger RNA of Patella vulgata (common limpet), 1075 nucleotides long. RefSeq lists its product as uncharacterized. The transcript is spliced from 4 exons. The coding region runs from base 49 to 951 and encodes 300 amino acids. The record is from RefSeq and is a predicted model, not a curated record. NCBI's taxonomy places the organism in Eukaryota, Metazoa, Mollusca, Gastropoda, Patellidae.
CUUCCGUUAACAUCGAACACGCGCUGCUGUCCGUGAACGUAGAUCAAAAUGGCGAACACAAAACAGGACGAAGAAAUGAACUCACUGGAAACGAGUGAAAAUAUACAAUUACAGUUAACUGAUGCUGACGGUACAACAUAUUCAUCAAUUGUUUCACAAGAUGAAAUGAACAAAAUUCAAAAUGAUCCAGUCUAUAGAACUAAUUUUUUGUUAACAUUGAAAGAAACAAAUUCUGAACAGAAACCAAAGGAGCCAUUUAAAACAAAAGAAAACAGUUUACCAAAAAUGUGGACCAAAGACGAAACUGAUGUCCUUGUAAAACUUCGUAUAGAAAAAGAACCAGCAUUUCUUACUAGAAAGGUCCAUUUUGAAGUUUGGGCUGAAAUUGCUGAAGAAAUGCGAAACGAUGGAUGGGAAGUGACAACUAAUCAAGCAAUUAACAAAUGGAAAUCAUUAAAACGAUCAUAUAUUGCUAUGGCAUCCCAGGAUGGGUUAAGUUCUAGACCAUUUGAUUAUUUUCAAGAAUUUCAUGAAAUGUAUGCUGAUACGACCCGUGUUAAGUUAGCCAAAAUAAACCAAUUCUGCAAAUCUGCUUUAAAAAAGUACAUAAAUACAUCUGCAAGUAAUAACAGUUUUGAAAAGUCUCCCGAAAAAGGUCUAGUCAUUGCUCAAAUGGAGUCAUUACAAACUAUUAAUAAUGGCGACACAUUACUUUCUGAUGGGAAUAAUUCAGAUUCAGAAGAUUCUUGCAAUUGUGUUCAUUCAUGCAAAAGAGGAUCAAGGAAACGAUUGAAUGAUUCUGAACCUAUUACCGAUUUCAUGAAAGAAUUUGUUGAAUUGCAACGAGAACAGAUUUUUCAACAUCAAGAAUUUCUUCAGAAACAAGAUGAACAGCUGUCAAGAUUUGAAAGAUUUUUGAACAGCAUGCCACAUAAAAAGAGGAAAAUUUGACAUUUGAAAAAUUGGUUAUAAAUAGAGAUGAGAUCGAAAAAAAAAAUUGUAAUAAUUGAUCAUUUUGAUCUGUGCAAGUUGUUAUUGUUGUUUAAAUAUUUAAUCUAAUAAAAUAAAAAUCUGA